AUGGUGUUCACUGUCUGGCUCGGUCCAGUUAGUCUGCUUCUGAUGGGCGUUGUGUGCGUUCACUGCAUGCACAUCCUGGUCAACUGCAGUCAUCAGCUCAGUGAGCGGCUGAAGCGUUCCCCCCUCGGUUACAGCGAAACGGUUGCAGUUGCCAUGGAGAUGAGUUCCUCCCAGUGCCUGAGGAGAGGUGCUCAUUUUGGGAGGCACUUGGUGAAUUUCUUCCUGGUUUUGACCCAGCUGGGCUUCUGUAGCGUUUAUUUUGUGUUCCUGGCUGAGAACAUUAAACAGGUGAUGGAGGGAACUCAUCUCAACAGCUCUGUGGAGACUGUGCUGUUAUACUCCAACAGCUCAGAGGAGGGCGCCGUCUCCCCCACAGCGUCUUCUGUCGCCGUGGCUACAGGACUGGACCUGAGGCUCUACAUGGUCUUCCUCCUUCCCUUCAUCAUCGUUCUGACCUUCAUCAGAGACCUGAGGAACAUGGCUGCCCUCUCCGCCAUCGCCAACCUCUGUAUGGCUGUCAGCCUCGUCCUCAUCUUCUCAUAUAUACUCAACGAUGUGAGUGAUCCCAGACGUCUGCCGUACGCCUCCACAUGGAGGAAGUUUGCCGCCUUCUUUGGAACAGCUAUAUUUGCCUUUGAGGGAAUUGGAGUGGUUCUUCCAUUGGAGAAUCAAAUGAGGGAACCGAAGCGAUUCCCUCAAGCCCUCAACAUCGGCAUGGGCGUCAUCAUCGUCCUUUAUGUGACCCUGGCGACGCUGGGAUACCUCCGCUUCAGAGACGACAUCAAAGGAAGCAUCACGCUUAACCUUCCACAUGAUUCCUGGUCUAAUCAGCUGGUGAAGGUCUUGUACUCAUUCGGUGUGUUUGUGAGUUUUGCGGUGCAGUUUUUCGUGCCGGCGGAGAUUCUGGUUCCGCCCGUGUGCGAGCGCGUCAGGAAGAGCUGGAGACGGGUGGCUGAUCUCAGCCUGCGAGCGCUGCUUGUCUGCCUCACCUGCAUAACAGCAGUCUUGAUACCGCGGUUAGAUCUGGUGAUCUCAUUGGUCGGUGCGGUUAGCAGCUCGGCGCUGGCGCUUGUCUUCCCGCCGCUGGUGGAGCUGGUGGCAUUUCCCAGUCAACCUCCUCCUCUCCUGCUCCUCAAAGACCUCUCCAUCGCUGCCCUCGGCUUCAUCGGCUUCCUGACAGGGACCUACGUGACGCUGGAGGAGAUCAUUUAUUCUGACGACCAAGGACAGACCCGUCUCCAUGAUGACAGGAACUGGACCACACCCACUACCUCACCGCCCUGAAGACCACGCCCACAAACGAAGGACCAAUCAAGGCACAGUUCCAUAUUUUA
Molecule: messenger RNA, 1334 nt
Organism: Sinocyclocheilus grahami
Lineage: Eukaryota; Metazoa; Chordata; Actinopteri; Cypriniformes; Cyprinidae
Product: proton-coupled amino acid transporter 4-like
Exons: 9
Coding region: 1-1284 (427 amino acids)
Biological process (GO): L-alanine transport; amino acid transmembrane transport
Cellular component (GO): vacuolar membrane
Molecular function (GO): L-alanine transmembrane transporter activity; L-proline transmembrane transporter activity
Source: RefSeq, a predicted model, not a curated record